This is a messenger RNA of Betta splendens (Siamese fighting fish), 2095 nucleotides long. RefSeq names its product leucine-rich repeat-containing protein 10B. Bases 595 to 1800 code for a protein of 401 amino acids. The transcript has a single exon. The record is from RefSeq and is a predicted model, not a curated record. Gene Ontology annotation, molecular function: protein binding. Lineage: Eukaryota; Metazoa; Chordata; Actinopteri; Anabantiformes; Osphronemidae.
GGCAGGUCGUUGAGCCGCACACACACGGCGGCUCCCGGCAGCAAACUGGAUAUUUAGAGUCUUGAAGGGGCACUUCAUCCCGGUUUGAGGAAGAGAGAGAGAGAAACCGGAUCACAUGAACAAGUGACCUCAGAAGCUGCGCAUUAUCUUUCUCUUAAAAGCCUGGAGGGAGUUAAGGAGGAGGAGGAGGAGAAGAAGAGAGGAGGAAGGGUAAGGACUGAAAGAAUUCAACUCAAGAUUCAGCUGCACUUUGUUGAGAACUACCAGCAAAACUAUUACUACCAGUACUACUAUUACUACUAUUACUACUACUACUACUAUUACCACUACUAUUACAAUUAUUAUUGCAACUCCACCGCUCGAUAAAUACUCUUGGUAUUUUCUACUAAAAAAGUAGAUGAAGGGACAAAGAGACACCUGACUGCUGCUGUGGAAUGGCUGCAGGAGCGUUAAAUGGCGCACGUUACACUGCUGUUUGGGUUCAGCCAUGAAACAACAGCAGCCCCCAAGCGAAGGGCUAACUUGUCACAGGCGCUACAGCAUCAAAUGACUCUGUCCUGACUCACGUAGGAGUCAGGGGCUGCAGGCCACAGCAUGGGCAACUCCUCCAGGAAGGAGGAAGGAGACGAAGAAGACGAGGGGGGGAAGGAUGGCGAGGAGGAGGAGACGGAGGAGGAGAAGAAGAAACCAGAGGAGGAAGUGGAGGAAGAGCUCCCAAUGGGCGUGGAGGAGCUGCUGGAGAGCGGAGAUCCUGUGUUGGACUUGAGUUACCGCAAAUUCAAGCGCCUGCCGACGCGCGUGUGCGGGCUGAUGCACCUGGAGAAGCUGUACGUCUGCGGGAACAGCAUCCGCACCGUGCCCGACAGCAUCUCCCAGCUCCACGGCCUGCGGACGCUCGCCCUCGACUUCAACAAGCUGGAAGACGUCCCGCUAGCCGUCUGCGAGCUCACCCAACUCACCCGCCUGUACCUGGGCAGCAACCGGCUGAUGAGCCUCCCGCCUGAAAUCUCCAAUCUGAAGAAUCUGCGCUGCCUGUGGAUCGAGAGCAACUACUUCCAUAGAUUCCCAAAGGAGCUGUACGACCUGCCCCACCUCAAGUCCCUGCAGAUAGGAGACAACAGGCUGAAGACGCUGCCUCCCGACCUGGUGCGUAUGGAGGCUCUGCGGGGGCUAUGGCUCUACACAAACCGCUUCGAGACCUUCCCCAGCGUUCUGCUGCGCAUGAAGGGCUUGGAGAUCCUGGAUCUGGACCGCAACAAGAUAUCAGAGCUCCCCAGCCUGAGGCGCCUCCGGGCCCUGCGCCUGUUCUCCUACGACCACAACCCGAUCAAGGAGCCGCCCGAAGUUCGCGAUGAAGUGCUGAUCGUCGGGGAGGGGGCUGCAGAGUUCCUGGAGAUACGCGAGGCCCGGAAAGAGCGACUGCGCAAGGCUGCAGAGCAGGAGGCAGAGGAGCUGGCUCUGGCGGGAGAGGAGCCGGUGAUUCACGGAAUUCUGAAGAACAGCAGCUCGAAACAGGCCACAGAAGAGGAGGUGGACGGUAAGGACGAAGGGACCCUGGCGACGGAGGGGGAGGAGGUGGAGGAAGAGGGGGACGUGGAGCCGCUAGUCACCGAGUACGACGGUGCCGAGCUGGAGUACGAUGAAGAGCCUGUCGAAUAUGAGACGGAGGAGAUGAUAUACGAAGGAGAGGGGUUUGAGUACGAGGGUGAGGAGCUGGAGUACGAGAGGGCUCAGAUGGACUAUGAGUACGAGGACCAGCAGGAGCUGUGCGAUUUAGGGAGGCAGGAUGAGGGAGCAUGAGGGGCCGGCGGGUGGAGGUGGGUGCGGGUGGGCCUUUCUCAGCUAUGCUGCUAAUUUCUAAUGUGUUGUAACUGUGAAAAUGAAGCCGGGCAUUAAGACUGUGAUCCCAUCUCAACCGGCUGCAAGGUCCAAAUCGGAGCAGGACUCGGGUGGACUGUGUGCGUGCAGGGGCUGCAUUCUAUUUACAGUGUAUUUGUUUUGAGUGUACACAUGAGCCCAAGUCUUCCAUCAGUAAAUACUGUCUGUGAUGAUGAGGUCCGAGUCGGUCAUUUAUGGAAACACGCUUCUUGCGGAG